Messenger RNA from Saccoglossus kowalevskii, 1555 nucleotides. Its product is annotated as inhibitor of DNA binding 4-like protein. Gene Ontology annotation, molecular function: transcription regulator activity; protein dimerization activity. The record is from RefSeq and is marked provisional. NCBI's taxonomy places the organism in Eukaryota, Metazoa, Hemichordata, Enteropneusta, Harrimaniidae. Gene Ontology annotation, cellular component: cytoplasm; nucleus. Gene Ontology annotation, biological process: cell differentiation; negative regulation of transcription by RNA polymerase II; circadian regulation of gene expression.
AGACUGUGUUGGUGGUUUGAUAUACGGAGCUUAUCUAAGACUGCCAUUCCAUAGCCAGGCUCUACUGCAGUAAUACACACAUCGCAUCCCUUCUCGCAACCGUUGAUAGCUAUCGCCGACUGUGAUUUGUACAGCAAACAUGAAAGAAAGACAAGGAAACCGGGCUACUAAGCUCCACAACUCUACAUCAGCGCUGCGACAUGUGUCUAAAGAAAGUGUUGAAACGUGUAGCAGGGGAAAUAUGGUUGCCGCUGCUGCUGCCGUCCUCGCUGCCGGGUCUAUGUCGGAGUACUUGGAUGGGAUUUUGACGUAUAGCAUGUCAGACUGUUACAGCAAAUUGAAAGACUUAGUGCCAACUAUACCGCCAAAUAAAAAAGUCAGUAAGGUUGAACUUUUGCAGCAUGUCAUAGACUAUAUCCAAGAUUUACAGGUCGAAUUGGAGGCGCAUCCUGCUAUGAGGAACACACCACCACCACCCCUCGAAAAACAAAUACCAACGAAUCGCACGCCACUUGGAACGAUACCACCAGAAAACACUGCCAUUGCCGCAGAUCAGGUCAGUCAUUUAGAGAAAAGCGCAAGCUGUAGCUGGGAUAUAGACAGCUGUUCGCCGAGAAGUUGCUAGCUAUGGGAACACUGCUUGUCAACCACUCACUUAUCUCGGUUAACGAAACCAUGCAGUGAACAGCGACUUAGCUGAAAUGGUCGACUAUGUUUAUAACGAAGUCAUACAACUGGGCGAGGUGGCUGAGAUACGUCGCUGUCUGAUAUAGACUUGUCGCUAAUACAUCGAAAACCAUAUGUGUGCGUUCCGUUGAUCCAGAUGACUGCGAUUUUAAUGUGCUUUUCCUGUGCCAAAAUAAGGAACAAAAUAUUGUCUGAAAAAUGACUCUAAGUGUAAAUAAUAUAUUAUUAAAUGUGCGUCGUUGUAAUGCAGAAAUGCGGACAGUGUAAAACUACAGCGAUGAACGCUAUAUAAACGAUGAACCAAUGUGUGUUCUGUCAAAUAGUUUUUUUUAAAAGAAAGCGACAUUUUGUAACUUGGGUAUUUUUGUGAAUUUAUUCUUGUCUGUGUUUUAUAUUUCUGACUUCUCAAGAGAUUUAGUACGGAUGGGUGGGCACCGUUUCCAUAUGGCGUCUUGUUUGUACAAAAUCAUCUCGAUGUGUCUAUUGUUGACAGUGUGAUUUUCUCACGGAGUAUAUCGUUGGCCAAUAGAGCGUUUCACCCUCUAUACACGGUACAAGUCUGUGUCAAUAAGGACAGAUGAUAACUUGACUCUACCAUAUUGAUCGCUGAAAUGUCAACAGGUGACAUGUGUAUCCAUCUGUCCAUUUUUCUAACAUAGAUUCGUUAUUUCUCACCGGGGCCAUUUCAGCCUAUCAAUCUGGCUGCCAGUUCAGUUAGAUUUACAUAUCCUAUAGCCGCUCAUCCGUGGAAAUAUUGCCGCCUUUCCCAUUUUCUAUACUGAACCAAAUUUUCAAUUAAAUUAAAUGUUUUUAAAUAAAGCCAUUUACUUUAUGAUAUCAUGAUAAUAAAGUAUAGAUUGAUAUUGGA